Molecule: messenger RNA, 2271 nt
Organism: Drosophila bipectinata
Lineage: Eukaryota; Metazoa; Arthropoda; Insecta; Diptera; Drosophilidae
Product: serine-rich adhesin for platelets
Source: RefSeq, a predicted model, not a curated record
CAAACCGUAACACCUGUUCGGUCACUGUCACAUCAUAUUGUUUAGCCAGCUUUUAUUUAUUAAAACGCGUAAAUAAACAAACCGCCAGCAUGGAUAGAAAGUAGAGCGUGUAAUGGACACGCUGCCUUGUGCCAACCAGCUGCAGGAGCCGUCGCAGCAGCCUCAGCAACAUCAGCAGCAGCUCGUGAAUCUCAGCUUGGACGCGAAUCUGGCGGAGAAUAUGGUCAGCCUUCCCAAGGAGCUGGUACUCAUAUCGCUGGUAUCCCAAGAGCAGUCUCUUUACAAUCCCAAGCAUCUCCACUACAGAAGCACCAAAAUCAAAGAUGAAAAAUGGCUGGAAAUCGGCCUCAGUGUAGGGUGGUCAGAUGCACAAUGCAAGUCCAAGUGGAAAGCUAUGAGGGAUCAGUACUGCCGGGAACUGAAACGCGCCAAAUCCUGUGCCAAAGCUGUGAAGUGGAAAUACUUUAAGGAGCUGGACUUUUUGCGUCCCUAUGCUUUGGCCAGGAAUUAUAGAGGAAAAUCUGGGCAGAGCAACAAUGGCCUUGUCUCCACGGUCACCCCCAUGUCGCUUCCAAUGAGUAACUCCUUCAGUAGCAGCAGUAACAGCCAGAACCUCAACCUCUCUGGCAGCAUUAAAAUAGAAGAUGCCGGUGCUACCACACUGCUGGACACCUGCAGCUUCAGUUCUGCCAGCACGCCUGAUAAGAAAACAGGCGCCACCUUUAUGGCAAGCCAUAUCAGCACUGUACUGCAGCAACAGCAGCAGACGCAGCCGGAGACCAACUGGAAUUAUCUAACAGACUCUGGUGGCGGCAGUGCCCCAUCAAUUAUAGUGCAGUGCGGAACUGCUAGCACGACCACGGUGGUGGACAAUCUUUACAAAGAGAUUGUGGAUUGUGUAAAUGCCGCAAAUCAUUCGACUUCCACGGCCACGGCUGGAGGUGGCACUGUAGCCGGCACAGCAGCCGCCUCAAAUGCCGAGGAGGAGGACGAUGAUCCCAUACACACCUUCCUGAAUAUGGAGAGCUACUUCGAAAAGGAACUGAUCACGCUGAUACAGCAGGAGGAUAUGAUCUACAACUACAGCAACGAGAACUACCGCAAUGCCAAGCUAAAGAUGGAGGUGUGGGAGGAGAUAGCCAGGAAGCUAAAGAAGUCGGUGAAACAAUGCCGUCUAAAGUGGAAAGCAUUAAGGGACCAAUAUGCCCGGGAACAUAAGCGUUUAAGGACUCUGAUGCACAUUGAUGCCACUUCGCGCUGGAAGCACUAUGAUUCGCUUAGCUUUCUGCAGAAGUUUAUACAACAGAAGUCCUUAGACGGGGAUCCUCAAUUAAGCCUGCUUUUGCCAAAACACGACGCCGUUAGGGAGCUGGAAGAACACAUGGUUCAGUCCGAGUCACCGCCCACGCAACAGAGCAACUUGGAGUCCUCUUCAUCCAAUUCGCAACUUUACAUGCCUGCCCUGCCCCACCUGACGGGCCCCCACAAGUCUGAAAUGACAGAAGCUCUACAAGAUCAGCAGCAGCCACAAAAUCAAGAUCAACGGCAUCAGCAACAGCAGGCGAGCGAGAUGUGUGUGGCCACCUACGAUGACAUGGAGCUAGAGAACUAUAUCAAUGGUGAUGCCCACCAGGAGGAUGAAGAAGACGACGAAGAAGAUGACGAAAUGGAAACCGCAACGGGCACGGAUCAAGCGCCACAGCAACAGGAGCAGCAAAUGGUGAGCUAUGAUCACGAAGAAGGAUCUGUAUACAUGGCCGUUCAGACCGUGAGCAAUGCUCUGGCUAAACAGGAACAGGCUAGUGUCAGAGCCACCCAUAUGGAGCACCAACAGCUGCAUUCAACGGCGGAAUAUCAGCAGAAACUUGACAUUCAGCCUGCCAGCACUCCCCGCUACCAGAAUUCCGCUAGCACUCCCAGCUCCUCUUCCACGUCGCGCUAUCAUUCGACUCCGAUUACCACACACAAACCAACCAGCCAUGUGGAGUUUCCGCCCACCAAUGGACACAAUUCCGGCGAGGAUGAUGAGAUCGGGGCCUUUUUCAAGGCAGUAGCCAUGAAAAUCCGCAACGCUCAGCUGGAACCAGUGGCCUUCACUGAUCUGCAAAUCGAUAUUCUCCGCGUCAUCAACGAGGCUCUGAGGAAUCACUAGUACUCGUCGAAGAUCAGAUUUACUUUAUGUAGGCCAUCAAAGGUUUCAGGACGUUUCAUUUUAGACAAUAAGUGUUAUUUUCAAAGUGUUUUUCUAUUUUUUAAUGAGUUGAUAUUUUU